Messenger RNA from Aureobasidium uvarum, 525 nucleotides. The record is from the annotation of a GenBank genome assembly. NCBI's taxonomy places the organism in Eukaryota, Fungi, Ascomycota, Dothideomycetes, Dothideales, Saccotheciaceae.
GGAGAAUCCAAGACCGUCUUCGAGAAGCUCGCCAACUACACUGGAAAGUCCCUUACAAAUCUGUUGACCGACACGGCGCCCGGCAAGGAUGGAAAGGCCUCAAGAUUUGUCUUCCGUGUCCAAGAAUCAAGAGUCUACUAUGUACGCGAAGACAUGGCAAACCUGGCCACCUCGGUAGCCAGAGACAACCUGCUGUGUCUUGGAAACUGCAUCGGCAAGUUGACCAAGACUGGCAAAUUCCGCCUCCACAUCACCGCUCUGGACAUCAUCGCCCCUCAUGCCCGCGCAAAGAUCUGGGUCAAGCCCAACGGAGAGAUGCCCUUCCUGUACGGUGGUCACAUCGUCAAGGCUCACGUUGGCCGUUGGAGCGAGGACUGCCCUGAGCACCAGGCANCCCCUCUUGGUUUCGGUGUCACCGCCCGCUCUUCCGCCGAGUCAAAGCGUCUGGACCCUACUGGUAUCGUCGUCUUCAGACAAGCCGAUUGCGGCGAGUACCUCAGAGAAGAAGACACCCUCUUCCAGUCU